Messenger RNA from Salvia splendens (bonfire salvia), 1982 nucleotides. Its product is annotated as ethylene-responsive transcription factor WRI1. Bases 614 to 1759 code for a protein of 381 amino acids. Gene Ontology annotation, biological process: regulation of DNA-templated transcription. NCBI's taxonomy places the organism in Eukaryota, Viridiplantae, Streptophyta, Magnoliopsida, Lamiales, Lamiaceae. Gene Ontology annotation, molecular function: DNA binding; DNA-binding transcription factor activity. The record is from RefSeq and is a predicted model, not a curated record. The transcript is spliced from 7 exons.
AGAUGGAGGAUUUGCUGCAGAGCGUUGGGCACCGGAAGAGGGCGCAAGUACAAGUUACGGUGUUGCCUCCGCGCCGAUCCAGAUGAGCGUACCACAUAGCAAUGAAUAUUUGAUCCAACAUUUCACUAAUAUGUGCAGGACCACAACACAUACCACACUCCAGGCCGAUUUGAUUGAAGAAGUUUGGGCACAUAGGGGAGGCGGCGCAGUGUGAACACCUUUGUGAUUUUCAAUAGAUUAAAUUUUUAUUGUAUAAUUUUUCCUGUACUUUAAUACGACGAAAAUUUAGUGUUUAAUUUUAAUUUCUUCACGUAUAGCCGUUUUCUUCUAAGUACGUAUAGUCCGAUAAAUUUAAUUAUAAUUGAAUUAACAUAAAUGAAAAAAAGCUUGGGGCUAUUGGAAGUGUCCAGUGUCCACUAUAGUGACGGAAACAAAUUUUUGAGGCUGUGGACAAAAAGGGACAGGGCUAUUGGAGUGUCCACCUUAUAGUGGACAAUCUUUAUUGCCUUCAACACUUGUAUUCUUUCCCUCUCUUUCUCUUUAUAAAUAGAGGCUAACCACUGUACUUCACCAAAAAAGAAGCCUUUUCUUCUCCACAAAAGAAAAACAGAGAAUGAAGAGAAAGUCUCCUUCAAAUUCCUGCUCAUCCUCUUCAUCUUCGUGCUGCAUCGAAUCGCCAUCAAUAAUCGCACAGCCCGAACUGAAGCCCAAGGCUAAGCCCAAACGCGUCCGAGCCAAGAGAACCCAGAGCGACAGCAGCGCCACCUCUGCCAAAUCGCGAAGCUCCAUUUACAGAGGCGUCACAAGGCAUAGGUGGACUGGGAGAUACGAAGCUCACCUCUGGGAUAAGACUACAUGGAACAGCAUCCAGAACAAGCGGGGAAGACAAAUCUAUUUAGGUGCUUAUGAUAAUGAGGAAGAUGCGGCUCGAACCUACGAUCUAGCUGCUCUUAAAUAUUGGGGACCUUCUACCAUUCUCAAUUUUCAUGUAGAGGGCUACAAAAAAGAUGUUGAAGAGAUGCAAAAUUUGACUAGAGAAGAGUAUUUGGCCUCACUUAGGAGGCGGAGCAGUGGCUUUUCAAGAGGGGUUUCUAAAUAUCGCGGAGUCGCAAGGCACCAUCACAAUGGCCGGUGGGAGGCUAGAAUUGGGCGUGUUUGCGGAAACAAGUACCUCUACUUAGGAACCUACAGCACUCAAGAGGAAGCAGCAGAAGCAUAUGAUAUGGCAGCGAUAGAAUACAGAGGUCCGAAUGCUGUAACAAAUUUUGACAUAAGUAAUUAUGCGGAUAAGUUGAAGAAAUUCCUACCUGAGGUGCAAGUGGAAGAGGUCCAUGGGAAGCAGGAAACAAACUCAACUCCCCCCGACGUACUACAAGCAGAUGAAGAACCUCACCGAGUUGCUGAAACAGGUAGCCCUAAGCCCGAACCCAAGGAUUUCAACGAGUCAGAAGGCAUGAUCACUAUGGACCCAAUCGAGGAGCACGGGCACCCUUGGAACCUCUGUCUAGAUACUCUAUUCAACAUCCUCCCAGUUCCCGACAUGCCUCUGGGUGAGGUGUUUGACUACAAAGGCUUUGAUGAUGAUAUCGAGUGCAUCUUUGAUGAGCCAUUGGAUGAAUACGAUUUCCUCCAAUAUGGCUGCCAGAUUGAGGCAGCAGAUGCAGUGGAAGCUCAGGACAUGAAAAGGCAGGACACCUUCACUUCAACUUCACCUUCUUCAUCGCCACUAUCGUCAACCACAGCCUGCAGCAACAUCUAGUGCCCCUUCAAGUUUUUUUAUGUUUAGACCUUAAGUUACUGUAACUUUAGCUGAGGAAGCUAGCUGUAGAUGAUAAAGAGCAACAACCAGUGCUUCUGCACAAGCUCAUAGUCUUUGGCUUGUUCAAGACUGUCUCAAGAGAUGGCUCCAUUUAUCAGUAUUUAAUUCUAGAAUUUCUUUGAUCUUUCAUAAAAAAUGUAUUCAGUGAGUUUUUUUUUGCCCU